GGUCGUUAGUCCAACAAGUUUCAGUCACAAGGACACAAUAUCAGAAUUUGGCCUUUUCUUCCCAAACUUGUGCCAUUUAGAAUUCAGAUGGGUGAGUUUCAUCACAACCUUUCGGUUUCAAUGAGAAAGCAAUGGUUUCCUUGGCUUUGGAAUGUAGGGAUGAUCAUGGGGUUAUUCAUGUUUGCCCAUGUAACAUGUGAGGAUCAUGAAAUUGGGGUUCCUCCAAUUGGCGCACUAUGUAUCAGUGAUUGUGCAACAUGUCCUGUCAUAUGUUCACCGCCACCUCCGCAGCUACAGUCACAUCCACCACCGACAUCUUCAGUGCACCACUCACCACCUUUAUACGCCCAGUCGCUGCCACCACCACCGCCACAGCCAGCACGAUCAUCACCACCACCGCCACCAACAUCCCCACCACUACCAUCUCCACCAGCAGCAUUGCCGCCAAAGGCUUCUUCAUAUUCUUCAGGGGGAUCGCCUCCACCUCCUUUUAUUUACUUCAACAAUAUGCCUCCUUCAGGUCCCGGACGUGUACCACCCAUGGCCGGAGCAUACGAUUACUCCUAUCCUUACUACUAUUACGCUUCCAUGGCUUCGACCUCUCUUUCAGUAGUCGAUGCUUCCUUCUUCUUAAUCAUGCUUCUUGUCUUCCAUUUCGUGUUUUCUUGCUGGUGAGUAAAACAAGGUGGUGACAAGUUCUUCUAAUGGAAAAUGCUAUGGGUUGAUCCUCACAAGUUUGUAGAAUUGAAGGAGAUUCCAAAAUUCUUCAGUCUGUUCAUAAGUGUUUCAGUAUAUUUGCUUCCUUUUUCUGGGUCCUUUUUGCACUGUAGCUAUGUUCAGAGAUAAAUUUAGUUUUUUGCUGAAUGAGUUCAGAUGUAUUAUAUAUUUUACUUGUAUAAAUUGGCUCAUUAUGAUUCUGUUAAAGGACAAGCAUAAAUGGUAAAUGUUUUAUAUGAAAGGUAUGUAAUUUAUCAUUCAUGCACAUCGAUGGAAGAGGAUUUUGUGGUUCUUAUGA
Messenger RNA from Juglans regia (Persian walnut), 1015 nucleotides. Its product is annotated as leucine-rich repeat extensin-like protein 3. The transcript has a single exon. Lineage: Eukaryota; Viridiplantae; Streptophyta; Magnoliopsida; Fagales; Juglandaceae. Bases 88 to 675 code for a protein of 195 amino acids. The record is from RefSeq and is a predicted model, not a curated record.